This is a messenger RNA of Procambarus clarkii (red swamp crayfish), 1528 nucleotides long. RefSeq names its product glutathione S-transferase theta-1. Gene Ontology annotation, molecular function: glutathione transferase activity. NCBI's taxonomy places the organism in Eukaryota, Metazoa, Arthropoda, Malacostraca, Decapoda, Cambaridae. Gene Ontology annotation, biological process: glutathione metabolic process. Gene Ontology annotation, cellular component: cytoplasm. The record is from RefSeq and is a predicted model, not a curated record.
GUCUUGUAUCCAGCUGAUAACAUUUAUACCAAGGUCGUUCCUCGAAGAGCCCUGCCUGGCCCGGCCCUGAAGAGAAAGAGAGAGAAGGAAAGAGCUUUGCCUGGCCCUGAAAGAGACCUGUCUGUCCUGAAAGUUUGCUGGCCCUGAGAGAGCCCUAUCUGGACCACAGCGAAACUGUCUGGACCUAAGAGGGGAGGAUGAUAAAACUGUAUUAUGAUCUUAUGUCGCAGCCCUCUAGAGCUGUUUAUAUUUUCAUGAAAAGAAACAAGAUUCCCUUCACAGAGAAGCCUGUGGCUCUUCGCAAGGGUGAACAUCGAACAGAGGAGUAUGCUGCUAUCAAUCCAUUUCAGUUAGUGCCAGCAAUUGAUGACAAUGGAUUCAAGUUGACAGAGAGCAUUGCUAUCUUACGGUACUUAUGCCGUGAACACAAUGUUGCUGAUCACUGGUACCCCAAAGACUCCAAGUCUAGGGCACAAGUGGAUGAAUACCUUGAAUGGCAACAUAUCAACACUCGCUUGCAAUGUGCAAUGUUCUUUCAGCAUAAGUUUCUACGACCAAAGCUGUUAGGUAUGGAAGUUAAUACCAAAAAAGUAGCAGAAUUCCAGGAUCGAAUGGAAGUUGUUCUUGAUCAGUUUGAGAAUGUGUGGCUUAAAAAGCGGCCAUUUAUUGCUGGGAAUGAACUCACCAUCGCUGAUCUCCUUGCUGCUUGUGAACUGGAACAGCCUGGUAUGGCAGAUUAUGAUGUCUUUGCGGGCAGACCGGUGCUUACUGCCUGGUUCCAGCGUGUGAAGGAAGGCUUGCAUCCCGAGUACAGUGAAGCUCAUAGUGUUGUUUACUAUAUACGUAAUAAAUUUGGCGGCAGUGUUCCUGACGCAAAGCUCUAAAAUAUUUAUAAUAUGUUUGGGGGAAUUAGCAAAAUUGUUCUAAUGCUUAUGGUAUUUAUGUUUAUAUUCUACCAUCUAUAGAUAAUUAAAUUUGAAUAUUUCAUAAUGAUGGUUGAGGUGCAGACGACUGAAAAGCCUCUUUGAGAUGUAUUUUUUUCUUGUCUCAGUAAACAUACUUGAAACUUGAACUACUAAGAAUUUUUCAAGAGUUUUCAAGAUUUUUAUGCAAUAUUAACAAAAUUCAUUACAUUAAUUGUAUAUACUAUUAGGGUCUUUACAAUAUUGGAAUCAAAAUUCAGCCAUGUAAAAGAUGAUCAGGAAAGGUGAACUCAAAACACUUUUUAAAUUACAGUUGAUGAUACGGUAUACUGUUAUGCUUUUAACAACAUUGUCAUCGUUUUUUUUUUCGUUUACAAUUUGAAUCUUCCAAUGAAAUGACUUCAAAAGUUUACAUUUACAAAUAUAAAAUAUUGUAAUUUUCAACUAUUUUACUUUCAAAAUAUAGUUUUUAAAACAUAAGAAAUUAUAGACUAAAAAUAUUUUAUAUGCAAUUUUAAAUUGAAUACAAUGUGUAAAUAUUUUUUAAUACAAUGUGUAAAUAUUUUACUAUAUUUUACAUGUAUAUAAUAAAGAAUUUAAAAUGA